Molecule: messenger RNA, 2175 nt
Organism: Actinia tenebrosa (Australian red waratah sea anemone)
Lineage: Eukaryota; Metazoa; Cnidaria; Anthozoa; Actiniaria; Actiniidae
Cellular component (GO): Mis6-Sim4 complex
Source: RefSeq, a predicted model, not a curated record
AUAAUUUUCCCGCCAAAAAACAAAAGGCUGUUUUCCUCGAUUUUCUCACAAAAAAAGACCUUAAAAAUAAGCUUUGAGAACCUUUGAGACUAAGAUGAAGUAUUAUAGAGGUACUAGGAGGAGAAAAAGGUCUUCUAAGUCUAAGCUUUCGUCUCCUGAAAGCCAGAAUACCUCGAUUUCUACGGAAGGGAAUGAGGUUUCUAGAGACAAGACUACAACUAUCUCACAAGAAAAUGCAACAGGAAGGAAAAGACCAAGCUCCACUCUUCCCUUAACAGAGAAACAAAGUACAGGAAGGACUAAGAGAGCAAAAACAACCCACACAACACCUGAAGAAGAAUCAAACACGAAGAACAAAAACAGCAAAAUAAAUACCGAGAAACAUCCUGAUUCAUCUGAUGAAAAUGAGCCAAAAAUGUCCAGGGACRAAGAGAACACAGUUCGAAAUACCACUUCAAGAAGUAGGGGAAGCAGAAGAGAUGGUACUUCAGGGAAAAGAACAAAAUCAAAUGAAGUCAUUAAAUCUAACAAUACUUCAAGUGUAGCAGAAAAGACAAGAAAAACGUCAAGAAAAUCAAAUAAGAGUGCACAAAGGAACUCAAAGACAUCAAACAAAACAAAAUCAAAACCGAUUGAACCAAACUCCCCGACAUCUUCAGAAACAGAAGAAUCUGUUUUUGAAGACUACGAAGAGGAAAUUCAACAGACAAUUAGAAGCAAGGAAGUGCAAAGCAAUGUUGAUAUUUUCUCUGGCGAUGUUAAUUCUGAUGGAGCUGUAAUUUCUUACAGUGAAUUCUUGCAGCAGCAAGUGAGGAUCUUGAAGAGUGAAUUUGAAAUUGAGGAUUGUCCAGAAUUAGCUGCAAGUCUUCAAGGAACAAAACGACAGCAGCAAAAUCACAUUCCAAAAGAGAUUGUCCUCAAAGUACUGAGAAAAUUAAAUUUCAAGAUCGAGGAUGAGUUAUUAAAGAGUCUUAAUCGUCAAGCACAAAGAAAUAUACUGAAACAGGUUGAAGAAAUAAGAUCAAGCCAUGGUGUGACAGGAAAGAAGAGAUGCAAUGAAGAGUGCACUGGACAAGAACCUGAGGGAAAUGUGGAAAAACUGAGGAAAAAGUUGGAAAAGUCAACUGAAGAAUGUGAUGGUCUAAAGAAGUUAACUGACAUGGCUGCUGAUAUAGAAUCCAUGGUAGAGGGUUUCUCCACACAUCCUUUGGUAGAGGAAGUCAAGCGUACRAAUGAGCUUGUAAAAAAAAUAAACCAAAAAGUCAAGAAAGAAGCCAUUACCAACAGAUAUCAGGACACACUGACAACUAAAGGUCCACUGAGCCAUCAAGAAAUUGUCAACAAGCUUUUUUCGUGAUUUUUUCCUACAGAAUCUAUUAUUAAAUUCACUAGGAGAUAGACGAGGUUUUUUUGAGUGCACUUACACACCCUUCCUUCACAGAUAUGCCUUGUUUAUGACAUGGUUUUCCCCCCCAUUAUUUAAGAAAAAGGGUUUUGAGGCCACCAUGUAAGUAUUUGUAAGUAAAGUUUGGAAAUUAGAUUUCUUGUCAUGCUAAAAAGAUAUCAUUUUUCCUGCUUUACGAAAUACAAUACGCCCCUUAAUAUUAGAGAGCUCUAAAUAUAACAGAUAAACAGCAGAAAUGUCUGAAACUCCAGCUUAAUGCCACUCCAGCCAUUCCUCUUGACUGACCACAUCGACAGAUCAUGAUGUUGAUCAAUCUAAUGUGGUCAGCCAUAAUGUCCAGCCAUUGAGCAGCCAUUAUUUUUAGCUCUGUAUAUCUAGAAAAAUGUACAGUAUGAACUCUUUAUACUUAUCAAAGUACUUGACAAAAAAGAACAAAAGAAGAGAUAGCUAAAAACUAGUGUGAGCUGCAUCGGUGUUUCUAAUGAAACAAAAAAUAAAAGGGGAAAUUUGACACUGUGAAAAGAUAAAAAAACUUACUGACGUUUCGGAUGCUAGUCCUUCGUUGGAGUGAAAAAGAAAAAAGUUGUAAAUAGUUUCAGUGAAGCAAGUCUUGAAUUAUUUACACUAGAGUAUCUUAAAUAGAGUUUGAGCAAGUAACAAAGUUAGGUUUCUGUAGCAGGAAACCAGAAAAACUGAUGUGUCUUUGAAAAAAACACAUUUUGGAGUACAUACAUGUACAUACAUUUAAUAGACAUCUACCUGAAAUUCUA